Molecule: messenger RNA, 1494 nt
Organism: Cephus cinctus (wheat stem sawfly)
Lineage: Eukaryota; Metazoa; Arthropoda; Insecta; Hymenoptera; Cephidae
Exons: 2
Coding region: 1-1494 (497 amino acids)
Source: RefSeq, a predicted model, not a curated record
AUGAUACUGCCAAAAUCAAAUGGCACUGGAGACUCGACGAAACUACAGAAUAUAGCAUAUUACAAUUUCGUUAUGAUUAUUGUUAAAAAUAUAUACGAAUUUCUCAAUCAACUGGAUCGUUUGGCUUCCCUACACUUGUGGAAUCCAAGAUCGAAGCACUUGGUAUUAAUUCAAGAUGUAACAAACGUAACAGUUCUGAAGUUGAUAUUCGUGGAAUGUUGGAAACGCAAAACUUUGAAUAUCGCUGUAAUAGUACAAGGACAUGAUAAAGUUUACACGUACAAUCCUUACCUUGAGAAUUAUCUUGAGACCGUCUCGCCAUCUCAGACGUAUUAUGAUAAAAUAAAGGAUAUGAACGGUCAUGAAAUUUGCACCGAGUAUAUUCCAUACAUUGGUGAACAGGUGGCUCAAUACGUGAAGGAAACAAAGAGUUACAAAUUUUAUGGAAAAGAUUAUGGUUAUCUCGAAUCAUUCUUUACGGCUGCCAAUGCACGACCACACUACAAGAAUUUGUCCAACGAGACGAUUAGCCUUUACACUUAUUUUCCAUAUCGCUAUAAUUUCUGGAAAGUCCGAAGAUUUGAGGAUGUCGAAUUGUGGUUCACGUUCUUUGUGACGGAUUCUGUGUUCGAGAGCAGAACCGAACAGAUAUAUCCUCUGCAGAGUAAUAACGUUUGCAUAAUGGCACCGAAGAGUGGUCCAAAGAUUCCAAAUGUAUUCAAUCCCUACCGUCCUGUCAUCUGGAUGUGCAUCGUCCUGAGCAUGCUCGCAUGCGGUAUCGUAAAUUACGCGUAUAACAAAUAUAACAAGAUACCUGAAAACGGAUUCUUCAAUGCAUUUGGCAUUUUCAUUGGAUACAAUUUACCCAAGAGAUACUUGACGUACCGCGAGAGAAUGGUGCUGUUCAACUGGUCAAUGUGCUCGUUAUUAUUAAUGGGAGCUUAUCAAGGAUCGCUCUAUCGCUUUUUAACUAUUUUGGAUUAUUAUCCAGAAAUCGAUACGCUUGAUGAAUUGUAUAGAAGAAACGUAUCUGUUUACAGCUACGAUUCUUUUGUAGAUAUAUUGCGAAAAUACAUUCCCAAAGACGUGGGUGUGUUUAGCUUAGGGGACAAUAAUUAUCAAUUAUACAUGAAGGAAAAUCGGCAAAAUGCUUACGCUAGUCCGUACAGCAUAGCAACUUACAUGUGCAAGGCUAAGAUUGUCUCGGAAAAUGGGACUCCAUUCUAUCAUCUCAUGAAAGAGUGUCCUAUACCAAUGUUUGUUACGUAUUUUUUACCGUACGGUUCUCCUUAUUUAGACGCAUUAAAUAGAGUCACCAUAGCGUGCAGGGAGGCUGGUUUAGAUUUAUUUUGGAGCGAACAGGCUAAUUUAUAUGCAUUGCUAACAGGCAGUACGAUAAUGACUACGGAUCAUAGUAAGAGCCGGAGUUUUUUCGCCAGUCCUAUCAGCGUGGUCGAACAAAAUGGCCUCAGUCCUCGAUUCGUUGGACGGUAA